UCUAGAACCGAGCGUUUCACACCAAACCGCUCAGAACCGUUCUGUUUACAUCUGUUUACAUCUGAACCAGUUAAUUAUGCAGAAAAUCUGACAAAUUGGAGGAAUUCACUUGUAAGUCCUGACCAUGUUGACAGUAUGCUGAGAAAAACACAUUGAGACAUAAUGUGUGAUGUGAUUUUUGAUGUUUUAUGAUGGAUCAGAUAAAUUAAAGGUUCCUAAUAGAAGUGGGGCAAUCGUGGGCUGGAGGUCAGGGAUCCAGCCUCGUGACCGGAAUGUCGCCGGUUCGAUCCCCAGGGCCGACAGUCCAUGAAUGAGGUGACCUUGAGCAAGACACCUAACCCCCAACUGCUUCCCGGGCGCUGUGGGUAGGGCUGCACACUGCUCCGGGCAAGUGUGCUCACUGCCCUCUAGUGUGUGUGUGCUCACUAGUGUGUAUGUGGUGUCUCACUUCACAGAUGGGUUAAAUGCGGAGGUGAAAUUUCCCCGUUGUGGGAUUAAAAAGGGUCUCUUAAUCUUAAUUUUUCAGCACCUGCUGUGCCGCACUCUAAAACAUAAACCCAGUCAUUUGAGUGUGGGUGUGUCAACAGCAAAAGGCCCACCCACUUUGCUCUGGUAGGCUGGAUCCAGAAGCCUAGCUAUGAUCAAUAAGAGUGGUUUCCAUGAAAGACGCCAAGUUCUCUCAUGAUUUUGGUCCCUCCAGUCCCUUCUUAACUCGCGGCCACAGACUGGGUCCGACAGACGAUGAGAUGUACCAGAGGACGACGGUGACGGUGAUGCAGAAGGAACCGGACAGUGGACCCACCAUCGUCAGCUACAGCUCGAGAGGGUUCAACAUCGACGGGAACAGAGUGAUCGGACCGUGCGCCGUGGUGCCGCCGGCUAUCCUGCAGUGGAACGUGGGCAGCUAUAAAGACAUCACAGUGGAGAGUUUGUCUCUGUUCUACCUGCUGGAGCCUCGUAUAGAGGUGCUGGUGUUGGGCACCGGAGCCCGUACGGAGCGUCUAGACCCCAACGUUCUCGCCUUCCUCCGGACGAAAGGCAUCGCCGUGGAGGUUCAGGACACGCCAAAUGCAUGCGCCACAUUUAACUUCCUGUCCAGCGAGAGGCGAAUCACGGCAGCCGGUUUAAUCCCGCCUCCAUCGUCAGCGCUCACUGAGUGACAUCGGAUACACGCAUCUGCUGGGCUACAGAGACUCGUGUGUGUGUGUGUGUGUGUGUGUGUGUGUGUGUGUGUGUGUGUGGUUUUCUCACUCAGAGACUGUGAAUCACUGUGUGGAUCUUCACACAUCACAAAAUCCCUGUUUAAUCACUUAUGAGUGACCGUCAAGCACUUACUGGACAUUGUAUUAUAGUCCUGUACAUAGUGAAGAACGGCAGCAGCUUCCUGUGGACACCUGUGAGUGUAAGUUUCUCCGUCUAACGGUUGUUAUGUAAUAUAAAGUGUCUUUUUUUUAA
Molecule: messenger RNA, 1455 nt
Organism: Pygocentrus nattereri (red-bellied piranha)
Lineage: Eukaryota; Metazoa; Chordata; Actinopteri; Characiformes; Serrasalmidae
Gene: ndufaf3
Product: NADH:ubiquinone oxidoreductase complex assembly factor
Exons: 4
Coding region: 660-1160 (166 amino acids)
Biological process (GO): mitochondrial respiratory chain complex I assembly
Cellular component (GO): mitochondrial inner membrane
Source: RefSeq, a predicted model, not a curated record